This is a messenger RNA of Penicillium cataractarum, 2310 nucleotides long. RefSeq lists its product as uncharacterized. The coding region runs from base 1 to 2310 and encodes 769 amino acids. Lineage: Eukaryota; Fungi; Ascomycota; Eurotiomycetes; Eurotiales; Aspergillaceae. The record is from RefSeq and is a predicted model, not a curated record. The transcript has 2 exons.
AUGUCGACCUUCUCGCGUGUCCCCGGCCACUGGGACGACGACCAGUCUGGCCACAGUGAUCCCCCAUCUACCCGCUCUUCCAACGAUCCUCCAGAGCAUGCCUCUCAUAUUCGGUCGCGAUCUACAGCUCUCGCCCAGAGUCCUAAACGUUUGUCCGUCUUUAGUGGCCGCUCUAGAAGCAACACUACCACCUCGACCUCGUCGCGCCGCUCCCCGGGUUCGUCUAUGACUUCCAUUGAUAGCUCCGUUCCGUCCCAGGACGAGCGGGCGCCCUCGGCGCUGGCUAUGCGAUCUGAUAAAUCAGACCGCUCGUCGAGGUCCCUUUUGGCGCGUGGGAGCCGUAUCUUGCGCCGUCAGGGGAGUAAGAUCAAUAUCGUUGCCACGCUGGACGAGGAGGACGAAUUGGAGAGAAUGCCCCGUCAUCGGGGUCGACAGGUUGAUCACCACGAACGAUUAAAGAGCAUCAUCUCGGAUCCAUUCGAUUUCCACCAUCUCACCCACACCAGUCCUUCCCAAUUCCAAUCUAUAGAUCAAACGCGCGAGAAUGACCUCGUCACGGAGUUUUCGGUCAUUCGCGCUUCGCAGCGCCCUGAGGCUGGCCUCAAGGGUAUUCGCGCUGAUGACAUUCAUUUCCGCAACUUUUCCGCCGAUGACCUAGCUGCCUAUGGAACGGCCACCACGGUUGAUGAGCCCACGCCCCAGAGCCCACCCGGCUCGCCUGCAGCAUCGGGAUCGACUAGCCCAACUCGCGGCCACAUGCGCAGGGAAUCUCGAACUCACGAGAACUUCUCUCGUCCUGUCUCGAGGUAUCCCCGGUCUUGUCCGACGACACCACCUCCCCCGGCAGUAUCAGAGGUGCCUACCGACGAGGGUAUCGAGCCGGCUCCUAGGGCCAUUGAUGAGAUCCUGGGAUUGAACAUUGUGCCAACGUAUCCCGAGUAUAUCGACUCGGAGCGGUCCUCGUCAUCCCAGAUUCAAUUCAGGUCAGAUCUCGCUGAGGAUAUGAACGCCCGCACGUCUUCCGUGAGCAGCCACUACAGCCUUGAAGAGGUCCCCGAGGAGGAAGACGAGGGAACUAGGCUAUGGGAUAGCCCGGACGCCAGCAUUGGCACCGCGCACUCCCGUUCUACCUCGCACGUGAGUCCAGGUACUGUCGAACCUCACCGGGUCUCUCGCACGAUAGCUCCCAAGGCUCCGCUCUCCAUCUUUGUGGCCGAAGAGCUAUCGCGCAAGUUCUCGGAAGCUCUUGGCUCGCCAACACUGCCCCAGACUCUGCCUACUACCCCGCCGAAGGAAGACUCCGAGGCCGCACAGCUGGACACCACGCCUCCCUCGGUCUCUGGCGUUCAACAAUUCUCCUACGACGACGAGAUGUACGACUCUUGGGAUGCUGAUAUCGACUACUGCUACGAGCAUGCCGCGGAGUCAACCUCCAACUUUGACUGGACACGCACCUCUCUCGACGAAACCCGUCCUCAGGUUGGCGUCGCCUGCACGGGCGAGUCUUGGGGUCUCUCCGCUCCACAAAGACCAACCCGGCACCUCCAACCCAGCCCAUUGAGCACAUCCACCCUCGCCACGCCAGACCUGGACUCUUCCUCCGCACGCUCAACCCAACCGCACUCCGCCGCAACACCAUCCACCGAGUACGAGCGUGCCUUCAUCCGCGGACCAACAGACUACUUUCACCCCGUCUCCUCCUCCAUUCUCUCAAAGCAACUAACCCAAGACAUCCUCUACGAGGACUACCUCUCCGGCGCAGACGCCGACGCCGACGCCUCGUCAGACCGCCACUUCCCCUUUGCCGCAAGUGGGAUCCAAAACGCCUCCCCUCGCUCCAGCUUCUCGCCCAUCAGCAAAUGCAACUCGCAGGAGAGCCUCAUGCUCUCCCGCGCAGCGAGCAUCGUCCGCAAACACCGCUCCUCCGUCUCAACCGCCUCCGUUCCAGAACUAGUCCACUCCCUCUCCAGCUCUCGCGAAAUCAUGCCAACAGACCGUCUCAGCGCUGCCGAGAUCCUGGCCCGUCCGGCCUCGAGCUCCCUGCACCGUCAGACGAAGAGUCUGGCCGAGGCGCACAUGCUCACCCACGCUGAUAGCAGUGCUAGCCUGGCGAGUGCUGAGACGGCUCCGCCCGUGCUGCAUGAUCGGUCGAAGAGUACCUCUGAAGUCGACGAGAGUGAUGUCAUGGGUGUGUCUGUCCCAGUUGCUAUGGCUGUUACGCCGCCUCUACCGGCUGUGCCGGUGAGGAAUCCCAAUCGCAAGAAGAGUCGGACUACUUCGUACUCUCUUUUCCCGACGCCGGCGAAUUGA